Salvelinus sp. IW2-2015 is the source of this 1155-nucleotide messenger RNA. Lineage: Eukaryota; Metazoa; Chordata; Actinopteri; Salmoniformes; Salmonidae. The record is from RefSeq and is a predicted model, not a curated record.
CAAGCAUCAGUCAUUGCUAACUGUCUGAGCGAAGAAAAUGAAGCUGCCGUGGCUCUUGAUCCCUCUUCUAACUUUACAGUUUUGUGGAGUUAAUUUCAGCGUGGCCGGAUCAGGUAAUGGUGGCAGGUGGCAGAUAUACCUUGAAAAGAUACAACUGCAGUUGCCAUCUCAGUGUCUUGAAUGAUGACCUACGACCCUUCAGAGAGGGAGUGUCUGAGGAGCUCAUGGCGAACAUGCUUUGUCGUGGUGUGGGCACGCAUUACCAAAUCAUUAAUGGUAAACUGUAUCGGGAACAGAACUGUAUGUUCCCAGCCAGGUGUAGUGGGGUGGAGCACUUCAUCCUGCAGGUGAUUGACAAGUUGCCAGACGUGGAGAUGGUGGUGAAUGUGCGGGACUACCCUCAGGUGCCAGGCUGGGUGCAGCCUAUCCUGCCUGUCCUGUCUUUCAGUAAGACUGCUAACUACCAGGACAUCAUGUAUCCUGCCUGGACGUUUUGGGAGGGGGGCCCGGCGGUAUGGCCCAUAUAUCCCACUAGACUAGGAUGAUGGGACCUCAUGAGGGACGACCUUAAAAAAACAGUGGCACAGGAAGAAGUCUUCAGAGGCUCCAGGACUAGUCCUGAGAGGGACCCCCUGGUCAUUCUGUCCAGAGAGGCUCCAGACCUGGUGGAUGCUGAGUACACCACGAACCAGGCCUGGAAGUCUGAGAAGGACACACUAGGUAGACCACCAGCUCAGGAGAUUCCCCUGGUGGAGCACUGUCAAUACAAGUACCUGUUCAACUUCCGGGGCGUGGCGGCCAGCUUCCGCCUCAAGCACCUGUUCCUGUGUGGCUCUCUGGUCUUCCAUGUAGGGGAGGAGUGGCUGGAGUUCUUCUAUCCCCAGCUGCUGCCCUGGGUACACUACAUCCCUGUCAAACAGGACCUCUCUGACCUCAGGGAACUGCUACAGUUUGUGAAAGAAAACGAUGACCUUGCUCAAGAGAUUGCCAUUAGGGGUCAACGGUUCAUCCUGGACCACCUGAGGAUGGAGGAUGUGUUCUGUUACUGGGAGAGACUCCUCACUGAGUUUGGUGGGCUGCUCAAGUACAAACUCCAGAGGAGGACUAACUACAAUCAGAUCAUCCACAAGCAUAGGAGGACAGAACUGUGACCGA